Messenger RNA from Haemonchus placei, 816 nucleotides. NCBI's taxonomy places the organism in Eukaryota, Metazoa, Nematoda, Chromadorea, Rhabditida, Trichostrongylidae. The record is from the annotation of a GenBank genome assembly.
GGCAGGAGCCAAGUAAGGGACUCUAACGUAAAUACUUCAAAAGGGACUGCACUCCUGAAGUUUAAUCUGAAUAUUCACUCCGACUUAUUCAGGAGACCAGUCCAAAAGGUAUACUUUUGGCCGUCAUUGACUGAACCGGAGAAGGAAAUUCUUCGCGACGCUUUCUUCCAAAUCGGGCGACGUACAUGUAUAAAAUUUUUGGAGCAGGAAUACAAGCCGUGGUUCCACGCAGAUCGAUGGGAUGCAAAACAACCAUACGUACUCAUACGAAAAAGCAGGAAAUAUGCAGCAUACGCGGACACCUCGAUUGAAGGCCUCGUUGAUCGAACAAUCCUGUACAUUUCGGAGGGUGCGUUCCAGAUGAACACAUUCAAUCAUUCCCGAGGUGCUGUGAUGGAUCAGCUAGUGCGGUUCAUGGGCAUGAAAAAGGAAAUGUACCGUCCUGAUGCCCCUUCAUAUAUCCAACCUAUUGCACCCGUACCACUCGUCCGACAGCCCGUCUUUCAACCUGCCCAACUGAUGUGGCCUUUUGAUCCAGAGAGUGUAACGAUCCCACUUUGGGCCAGAGAAAAAUAUCGCCUUACUCAAUAUUGUCCAGCUCGAAAUGAUGCGGACAUCGGCGCUGGUCAACGGGUUGGCCUGCUUACAAAGUGGGACACGAUAAAGCUGAACUCGAUGUACUGUCCAGAACUAGUACAUGCUGAUCCGCAACGUGGUCCAUGCGUAGUACCACGUCCAAAGGAUGCCGAUGAAUUCCAACGUCGAGUAUGGGCUUACAAACGGUUGCUGAACAGAAAUAAAGUGAUCCGAAUUUAA